This is a messenger RNA of Cyprinus carpio (common carp), 10627 nucleotides long. RefSeq lists its product as uncharacterized. The transcript has 57 exons. Bases 69 to 10349 code for a protein of 3426 amino acids. Lineage: Eukaryota; Metazoa; Chordata; Actinopteri; Cypriniformes; Cyprinidae. The record is from RefSeq and is a predicted model, not a curated record.
UUUUCAGUCUGUUACAUUUGAACUAAGAAGACAAAUCACACAGAGCUUUGCAAUACCGUUUGGUCUAUAUGGUUAUGACUUUAAACAGCCGAAGGAGGUGGUGUUUCAUUUCAAAAUAUGAGGCCAGAUGGACCGUAUUCCUCACCAUAUUAUAUGUAUGGUGCAUUGUUUGUGGAGGUACAACCUCCAUAACACCAACAACACCAAUUUCAACAGCCAGUGAAGUUUGUAUAAUAAGAACUAAAGCAUCUCUUACCACAGCUAUGACCCUCAAACAAAAUACAUGCAUAGCUGCGACUUUCACAACUACAUCUCCAACAACUACUGAUUCAAUAUCAAUUGCAUCUACAACUGAGGCUCCUACAGAAAAUGUAUCUUCAGCAACAGCUACAGGUCAAACAGCAAUGUCAUUUUCAAUGACAACAGAAACUGGAGCUUUCACAACCACAGAUGUGAUCCCCACAACCACUCUCAUAUUCUCACCAAGUACAAAUGCACCAUCAACAGCAACAAAUGCUGCUUUAACAACAACAGCACCAUCAACAGAAACUGAAGCUUCCACAACCAUAGAUGUCAUUCCCACAACCACACAUAUAUCCUCACCAAGUACAACAAUAGCACCAUCAUCAGAAACCAACGCUUCCACAACCAUAGAGGUGACCCCCACAACCACACUUAUAUCCUCACCAAGUACAACUACACUUUCAACAGUAACAAAUGCUGCUUCAACAACAACAGCACCAUCAACAGAAACUGAAGCUUCCACAGCAAUAGAUGUAAUCCCCACAACUACUCUCAUAUCCUCACCAAGUACAACAGCCCCAUCAACAGAAACUGAGGUUUCCACAACAAAGAGCAACAAAUGCUCCUGCUUCAUCAACAACAGCACCAUCAACAGAAACGGAAGCUUCCACAACCAUAGAGGUGACUACCACAACCACUCUCAUAUCCUCACCAACAAACAAAUGCUGCUGCUUUUCAUCAACAACAGCACCAUCAACAGAAACGGAAGCUUCCACAACCAUAGAGGUGACCCCCAAUACCACUCUCAUAUCCUCACCAAGUACAACUGCACAAUCAACAACAAAUGCUCCUGCUUCAUCAACAACAGCACCAUCAACAGAAACGGAAGCUUCCACAACCAUAGAGGUGACUACCACAACCACUCUCAUAUCCUUACCAACAACAAAUGCUGCUUCAUCAACAACAGCACCAUCAACAGAAACGGAAGCUUCCACAACCAUAGAGGUGACCCCCACAACCACUCUCAUAUCCUCACCAAGUACAACAGCACGCCAACAGAAACUGAAGUUUCCUCAACCAAAGAGAAAUGUCUGCUCAACAACAACAAUUCCACUGUCUUCAACAAAACUGAAGCUUCUACUACCAAAGCUGUGAACCCCACAAAAACUCUUAUAUCAUCAGCAACUGCACCUACAACAACAACAAAUGCUGCUACAGCACAAUCUUUGACCACUGAAGGUUAUACAACCACUGCUGUGAACCCCACAACCACUCUUAUUUCUUCAGAAUCUAAAACAACAGCUUCUCCAACAACAUCAUUGUCAACAACAAAUAAAGCUACAACCACCACAGCAGUGAAUCCCACAAUAACGCCUGUAUUCUCAGUACCUACAGCAACAGAAAAUGCUGCUCCAACAGAGACACCCUUGUCAACAAUUAAAAGUGAAGCUUAUACAACCACAGCUGUGACCCCCACAACCACAAUCAUAUCUUCACCAACUGCGACUGCACAAUCUUCAACAACUGAAGCUUCAACAAUCGCAGCCAGAAACCCCACAACCAUGCCUGUAUUCUCUCUACAUCCAGUGACAGAAAAUGUUGCUCCAACAACAACUCCACGGCCUUCGACAACUGAAGCUUCUACUACCAAAGCUGUGAACCCCACAACCACUCUUAUAUCCUCAGCAACUGCACCUACAACCACAACAAAUGCUGCUACAGCACAAUCUUUGACCACUGAAGGUUAUACAACCACAGCUGUGAACCCCACAACCACUCUUAUUUCUUCAGAAUCUAAAACAACAACUUCUCCAACAACACCAUUGUCAACAACAAAUAAAGCUACAACCACCACAGCAGUGAAUCCCACAAUAACGCCUGUAUUCUCAGUACCUGCAGCAACAGAAAAUGCUGCUCCAACAGAGACACCCUUGUCAACAAUUAAAAGUGAAGCUUAUACAACCACAGCUGUGACCCCCACAACCACAAUCAUAUCUUCUCCAACUGCAACUGCACAAUCUUCAACAACUGAAGCUUCAACAAUCGCAGCCAGAAACCCCACAACCAUGCCUGUAUUCUCUCUACAUCCAGUGACAGAAAAUGUUGCUCCAACAACAACUCCACGGCCUUCGACAACUGAAGCUUCUACUACCAAAGCUGUGAACCCCACAACCACUCUUAUAUCCUCAGCAACUGCACCUACAACCACAACAAAUGCUGCUACAGCACAAUCUUUGACCACUGAAGGUUAUACAACCACAGCUGUGAACCCCACAACCACCCUUAUUUCUUCAGAAUCUAAAACAACAGCUUCUCCAACAACACCAUUGUCAACAACAAAUAAAGCUACAACCACCACAGCAGUGAAUCCCACAAUAACGCCUGUAUUCUCAGUACCUACAGCAACAGAAAAUGCUGCUCCAACAGAGACACCCUUGUCAACAAUUAAAAGUGAAGCUAAUACAACCACAGCUGUGACCCCCACAACCACAAUCAUAUCUUCACCAACUGCAACUGCACAAUCUUCAACAACUGAAGCUUCAACAAUCGCAGCCAGAAACCCCACAACCAUGCCUGUAUUCUCUCUACAUCCAGUGACAGAAAAUGUUGCUCCAACAACAACUCCACGGCCUUCGACAACUGAAGCUUCUACUACCAAAGCUGUGAACCCCACAACCACUCUUAUAUCCUCAGCAACUGCACCUACAACAACAACAAAUGCUGAAACAGCACAACAUUUGACAACUGAAGGUUAUAAAACCACAACUGAUAGCCCCACAACCACAGAAAAUGCUGCUCCAACAAAGACACCAUCUUCAGCAAUAACAACGGAAGCUUAUACAACCACAGCUGGGAACCCCACCACCAUGCCUGUGUUCUCUGCACCUCCAGCAACAGAAAAUGCUGCUUCAACAACAACUCCAUUGUCUUUGACAACUAACGCUUCUGCUACCCAAGCUGUGAACCCUACAACCACUCAGAUAUCAUCAGAAACCAAAAUAACAGCAAAAGCUGCUCCAACAACACCAUUGUCAACAACAAAUGAAACUUUAACAACCAAAGCAAUAAACCCCACAACCAUGCCUGUGUUCCCAGAACCUACAACUGCACCUCCAGCAACAGAAAAUGUGGCUCUAGCAACAACAGCACGGUCUUCAACAAAGGAAGCUUCUACAACCACAGCUGUGAAUCCUACAACCAUGUCUGUAUUUCCAGAACCUACAACAAAUACUGCACCACCAACAACAGCAGUAACUUCAACAACUGACGCUUCUACAAUUACAGACCUGUACCCCACAUCCACACCUUUCUCCUCAGCAAAUACAAGUCCACCGAUAAGAACAAUAAGUGCUGCUCCAACACCCUCCUCAGUCACUAAAGCUUAUACAACCACAGAUGUGGCACCCACUUCCUUGCAUGUUUUCUCAGGACCUACAAUUGCACCUCCAGCAACAGAAAAUGGUGUCCUUACCUCAACACUUCCUUCAAUAUCUUCAACUUCUCUUGUAUCACCAAGCACAACAACCGUAUCUCCAACCACAAUACCACUUUUCACAAAAAACAUAACUGCUGCAGAAACAACAUUUGUUACACCCACAACCAUACCAAUGUUGUCAGAAUUUACAAAAUCAUUUCUAACAACCACAUCUUUGCUAAAUGCAACAACAAAUGCAGUGACUCUGACUAGUCUUUCAGAAACACAAAAUCCAGCUCCAACUGCAUUUGUAUCUCAAAGCACAAAAACUGUGUCUUUAGCAACCACUGCACCAACCAUAAUAAUUGCAACUCAAGAAACCACUAUCCCAUUGUCAAUGUCAGCUACUGGUAUUUCGGCAAUUACAAGUGUGACUCCAAUGAGUACGUCUGGAGCUACAACAAGUGUUCCUAUAAACUCAGCUGCUACAAUUGCAUCAAUUCAAACAACAGCAGUGGUGGCAAGCAAACUGCUAUUCAACUCCUCAUUUCCAGUACUCAGUGAAUCUCAGGUCCUCAGUGUUAUCACUAAUCUCCUGAAAUCCAGAGAGUCACAGCUCAGAGAAUCAUUGAAGGUUGUGAAUUUUACCUAUGAAAAAAUCUCAGAAACCUCAUAUGCUGUGGUCUUCACAUUUAACCUGGUUAACAUCAGCAUGUCAGAAGACCCUGAUCUCAGAGGCAACACCUACCAGCAAGUGAAGGAUAUCAUCAAUAAUGCGCUGAACACUCUUCUGAAUGAACCUGGCAAGGACAUUUUUGAACCCAAAUCUUCCAAUUUUACGAGCUCUUCAAACCAGAUUGAUGGCAUGAUGGACUACAGCUUCCAGGAUGGAGAUGCCAUACAACCAGUCAGCUUCCUAAAUGAGCUACAUCUGCCAACCACUACAACAGUUCUUCCAGAAACAACAGUCGUUUUCUCUGUGACCCCUUCAAAAGUCAUAUCUGGUACAGCAGUGGUCAGAAGCAAGCUGGUGUUCAACUCCUCAUCUCCAGUCCCCAGUGAAGCUCUGGUCCUCAGCGCUAUCAACACUCUCCGUCGUUCCAGAGAGUCACAGCUGAAUGAAUCAGUGAAGGUGGUGAAUGUCACCUAUGAGAAAAUCUCGGAAACCUCCUAUUCUGUUGUCUUUACAUUUAACCUGGUUAACAUCAGCAUGCCAGAGGACCCUGAGUGCAGAGACGAUACCUACCCGCAAGUGCAGGAUAUCAUCAAUACCGCGCUGAACACUCUUCUGAAUGAACCUGGCAAGGACAAGUUUGAACCCAAAUCUUCCAAUUUUAGGAGGUCUUCAAACCAGAUUGAUGGCAGGAUGGACUACAGCUUCCAGGAUGGAGAUGCCAUACAACCAGUCAGCUUCCUAAAUGAGCUACAUCUGCCAACCACUACAACAGUUCUUCCAGAAACAACAGUCGUUUUCUCUGUGACCCUUUCAAAUCUCAUAUCUGGUACAGCAGUGAUCACAAGCAAGCUGGUGUUCAACUCCUCAUCUCCAGUCCCCAGUGAAGCUCUGGUCCUCAGCGCUAUCAACACUCUCCGUAAGUCCAGAGAGUCACAGCUGAAUGAAUCAGUGAAGGUGGUGAAUGUCACCUAUGAGAAAAUCUCGGAAACCUCCUAUUCUGUGGUCUUUACAUUUAACCUGGUUAACAUCAGCAUGCCAGAGGACCCUGAGCGCAGAGACAAUACCUACCCGCAAGUGCUGGAUAUCAUCAAUAACGCGCUGAACACUCUUCUGAAUGAACCUGGCAAGGACAAGUUUGAACCCAAAUCUUCCAAUUUUAGGAGCUCUUCAAACCAGAUUGAUGGCAGGAUGGACUACAGCUUCCAGGAUGGAGAUGCCAUACAACCAAUCAGCUUCCUAAAUGAGCUACGUCUGCCAACCACUACAACAAUGCUUCCAGAAGCAACAACCGGUUUCUCUGUGACCCUUUCAAAUCUCAUAUCUGGUUCAGCAGUGGUCAGAAGCAAGCUGGUGUUCAACUCCUCAUCUCCAGUCCCCAGUGAAGCUCUGGUCCUCAGCGCUAUCAACACUCUCCGUCGUUCCAGAGAGUCACAGCUGAAUGAAUCAGUGAAGGUGGUGAAUGUCACCUAUGAGAAAAUCUCGGAAAACUCCUAUUCUGUGGUCUUUACAUUUAACCUGGUUAACUUCAGCAUGCCAGAGGACCCUGAGCGCAGAGACAAUACCUACCCGCAAGUGCUGGAUAUCCUCAAUAAUGCGCUGAACACUCUUCUGAAUGAACCUGGCAAGGACAAGUUUGAACCCAAAUCUUCCAAUUUUACGAGCUCUUCAAACCAGAUUGAUGGCAGGAUGGACUACAGCUUCCAGGAUGGAGAUGCCAUACAACCAGUCAGCUUCCUAAAUGAGCUACGUCUGCCAACCACUACAACAGUUCUUCCAGAAACAACAACUGGUUUCUCCGUGACCCUUUCAAAUCUCAUAUAUGGUACAGCAGUGAUCACAAGCAAGCUGGUGUUCAACUCCUCAUCUCCAGUCCCCAGUGAAGCUCUGGUCCUCAGCGCUAUCAACACUCUCCGUAAUUCCAGAGAGUCACAGCUGAAUGAAUCAGUGAAGUUGGUGAAUGUCACCUAUGAGAAAAUCUCGGAAACCUCCUAUUCUGUGGUCUUUACAUUUAACCUGGUUAACAUCAGCAUGCCAGAGGACCCUGAGCGCAGAGACAAUACCUACCCGCAAGUGCUGGAUAUCAUCAAUAACGCGCUGAACACUCUUCUGAAUGAACCUGGCAAGGACAAGUUUGAACCCAAAUCUUCCAAUUUUAGGAGCUCUUCAAACCAGAUUGAUGGCAGGAUGGACUACAGCUUCCAGGAUGGAGAUGCCAUACAACCAAUCAGCUUCCUAAAUGAGCUACGUCUGCCAACCACUACAACAAUGCUUCCAGAAGCAACAACCGGUUUCUCUGUGACCCUUUCAAAUCUCAUAUCUGGUACAGCAGUGGUCACAAGCAAGCUGGUGUUCAACUCCUCAUCUCCAGUCCCCAGUGAAGCUCUGGUCCUCAGCGCUAUCAACACUCUCCGUAAUUCCAGAGAGUCACAGCUGAAUGAAUCAGUGAAGGUGGUGAAUGUCACCUAUGAGAAAAUCUCGGAAAACUCCUAUUCUGUGGUCUUUACAUUUAACCUGGUUAACUUCAGCAUGCCAGAGGACCCUGAGCGCAGAGACAAUACCUACCCGCAAGUGCUGGAUAUCAUCAAUAACGCGCUGAACACUCUUCUGAAUGAACCUGGCAAGGACAUGUUUGAACCCAAAUCUUCCAAUUUUACGAGCUCUUCAAACCAGAUUGAUGGCAGGAUGGACUACACCUUCCAGGAUGGAGAUGUCAUACAACCAGUCAGCUUCCUAAAUGAGCUACGUCUGCCAACCACUACAACAGUUCUUCCAGAAACAACAACCGGUUUCUCUGUGACCCUUUCAAAUCUCAUAUCUGGUUCAGCAGUGUUCACAAGCAAGCUGGUGUUCAACUCCUCAUCUCCAGUCCCCAGUGAAGCUCUGGUCCUCAGCGCUAUCAACACUCUCCGUCAUUCCAGAGAGUCACAGCUGAAUGAAUCAGUGAAGGUGGUGAAUGUCACCUAUGAGAAAAUCUCGGAAACCUCCUAUUCUGUGGUCUUUACAUUUAACCUGGUUAACAUCAGCAUGCCAGAGGACCCUGAGCGCAGAGACAAUACCUACCCGCAAGUGCUGGAUAUCAUCAAUAACGCGCUGAACACUCUUCUGAAUGAACCUGGCAAGGACAUGUUUGAACCCAAAUCUUCCAAUUUUACGAGCUCUUCAAACCAGAUUGAUGGCAGGAUGGACUACACCUUCCAGGAUGGAGAUGCCAUACAACCAGUCAGCUUCCUAAAUGAGCUACGUCUGCCAACCACUACAACAGUUCUUCCAGAAACAACAACUGGUUUCUCUGUGACCCUUUCAAAUCUCAUAUAUGGUACAGCAGUGAUCACAAGCAAGCUGGUGUUCAACUCCUCAUCUCCAGUCCCCAGUGAAGCUCUGGUCCUCAGCGCUAUCAACACUCUCCGUCGUUCCAGAGAGUCACAGCUGAAUGAAUCAGUGAAGGUGGUGAAUGUCACCUAUGAGAAAAUCUCGGAAACCUCCUAUUCUGUGGUCUUUACAUUUAACCUGGUUAACAUCAGCAUGCCAGAGGACCCUGAGCGCAGAGACAAUACCUACCCGCAAGUGCUGGAUAUCAUCAAUAACGCGCUGAACACUCUUCUGAAUGAACCUGGCAAGGACAAGUUUGAACCCAAAUCUUCCAAUUUUACGAGCUCUUCAAACCAGAUUGAUGGCAGGAUGGACUACAGCUUCCAGGAUGGAGAUGCCAUACAACCAGUCAGCUUCCUAAAUGAGCUACGUCUGCCAUCCACUACAACAGUUCUUCCAGAAACAACAACCGGUUUCUCUGUGACCCCCUCAAAAAUCAUAUCUGGUUCAGCAGUGGUCACAAGCAAGCUGGUGUUCAACUCCUCAUCUCCAGUCCCCAGUGAAGCUCUGGUCCUCAGCGCUAUCAACACUCUCCGUCAUUCCAGAGAGUCACAGCUGAAUGAAUCAAUGAAGGUGGUGAAUGUCACCUAUGAGAAAAUCUCGGAAACCUCCUAUUCAUUGGUCUUUACAUUUAACCUGGUUAACAUCAGCAUGCCAGAGGACCCUGAUCGCAGAAACAAUACCUACCCGCAAGUGCUGGAUAUCAUCAAUAACGCGCUGAACACUCUUCUGAAUGAACCUGGCAAGGACAAGUUUGAACCCAAAUCUUCCAAUUUUACGAGGUCUUCAAACCAGAUUGAUGGCAGGAUGGACUACACCUUCCAGGAUGGAUAUGCCAUACAACCAGUCAGCUUCCUAAAUGAGCUACGUCUGCCAUCCACUACAACAGUUCUUCCAGAAACAACAACAAUCGGUUUCUCUGUGACCCCUUCAAAUCUCAUAUCUGUUACAGCAGUGGUCACAAGCAAGCUGGUGUUCAACUCCUCAUCUCCAGUCCCCAGUGAAGCUCUGGUCCUCAGCGCUAUCAACACUCUCCGUCAUUCCAGAGAGUCACAGCUGAAUGAAUCAGUGAAGGUGGUGAAUGUCACCUAUGAGAAAAUUUCGGAAUCUUCCUAUGCUGUCAUUUUUAAAUUUAAUAUGAGUGACAUUAGUAUGCCAAUGGACUCUGGACUCAGAAACAACAUCUACCUGCAAGUACAGGAUACUAUCAAUAAAGCGAUAAACACUCUUCUGAAUGAACCUAGCAGUCCAGCUUUACAACCCAACUCAUCCAACUUUAAGAGUCCAUUAAAUCAGAUUGAGGGCAGUAUGGAGUACAACUUCCAAGAUGCAGAUGUUAGAAAACCAGUCAGGUUCCUACAGGCGCUUAGUUCAUUGACAGUCUUAACAACAGCCAGUACUCUGGCAUCAAGCUCAGCUUCUCCACCAACAUUGUUGGGGAAGGUUUAUAUAAAAAUCCAAUUGGAGUUUCACACACUGGGUCCAAAACCUAGUAAGGAUUACAUUCUAAACUUGGCCAACUCUAAGCUCAACCCACGUUACAGAAAUAAAGAAGACGCAACACCAACCCAGGUUACUAGCCUUGUGGAUAUUACCUAUACAGGACUUAAUGAUACCUCAUAUGCUCUCACAUUUGAAUUUGAAAUCAGUAAUGUACUCAUGUCUGAGAAACGUGAACUAAGGAAUGAAACCAAAACUUCAAUCAAAAGCACUAUAAAUACAUUGCUUGUCGACAUCCUAAAUGAUCCCUCAGCUUCUCAGUUUGAUCUGCAAAACGUUGAAUUCGAUGAUAAUAGCACAGUGAUUCUGGCCAGUGUGCAGUAUGUUUUCUCACAAAGUGACUUGAACACAAACAGCACCUUUGUCAAGGAAAUAUUCAGUGCUAAGGAAGUCUUAACGACAGCCAGUGCUCUGACAACAAGCAUAACUUCUCCACCAACAUUGCUUGGGAAGGUGAUCAUAUACAUCCGCCUUGUUUUUAAAACACGGGGUACUAUCCCAAGUGAGAGUAACGUUGUAAAUGUGGCUAACACCCUGUUGAGUGGAAUGAAACUGAGAAUUAAACGAUCCCUCACAACAAAACUUCCGACUGAGAAUGUGAACUUUGUGAAUGUCACCUAUACAAAAAUUGAUGAUAACUCCUUCUCUCUGAACUUUGGAUUUGAAAUCAGCAAUGUGUCCAUGUCUGAAAAAGUUGAAUUCAGGAAUGAGACCUACACAGAGAUCCAGAAAUAUAUAAAUUCAUUUGUGUCCACGAUCCUGAAUAAAACAACAACUACUAACUUUAAUUUCAAUCAAAUCGUUUUCAAGGGAAACUCCACCGUGAUUGAGGCCAACGUAGAGUAUGUUUUCACAGACAGUGACAUCGGCAGCUUCGGCUUGGUCUUUACUUUGCUUGGACCUACUACAACAGCCGCUCCAACCACCUAUUACCCCACAGUCCUGACCACUGCAAUCUUAAACAAUAGUACAAACGCAGCAUGGGUUGUGGCUAUCAUUGUCCCCUGCGCUAUUGUCAUUGGGCUCGUACCUUGCUGGAUUCUUCUUUGCUGUUUGCUGUGUGGUUGCUGUGGAGCAAUCAGGAGACGUUGGCACAGAAGACGGUCAUACAAUGUACAGUACACAACUCGAAACAGCAUCUUCUAGAGAUUUUCAAGAACAGACUUUGAUGCUUAAAAUAUUAAUUUUCCUGUAUUGCUGGGCAUACAGAACCUCUCUAAAUGUGAUGCAACUGUGAUUUAAAAAACAACAACUUCUAUUUAAGGAAUGAUUUUAUUUAUUUAAAAAACUGUUAUGUAAAGUAAUGAGAAUCUUGUUUUCUAAAUGAAAGAUUAAUUUGGUAGUAUGUAUUUAAUGUUAUGGGAAAAAUAUAAAAUGUGUUGAUCACUUCUUUAUUCAAACUUAAUGUACUUUAUCUAAUAUAA